AUUGCUGCUAAAAUUGGAGAUAUUCCUCACUUGAAUAAUUCUACAACACUUGUGGACCCAUCAGUUUACGGUUAUGGAGUGCAGAAACGGCCCCUGGAUGAUGGCGGUCUCCGUGUAAGUGGGCUCCAUGGAGCACAGAUAAGAGACACAGAGAGAAUAGGUAACCAGUUAGGGGCCCUGGUACAUCAAAGGGCUGUAAUAACAGAAGAGUUCAAAGUGCCUGAUAAAAUGGUUGGAUUUAUAAUCGGCAGGGGAGGAGAACAGAUCUCACGGAUUCAGAUAGAGUCUGGCUGCAAAAUUCAAAUCGCUCCAGACAGUGGUGGGAUGCCCGAGAGGCCCUGUGUACUCACCGGGACGCCAGAGAGCAUUGAACAAGCAAAACGGCUUCUGGGGCAGAUUGUAGAUCGCUGUCGGAACGGACCUGGUUUUCACAACGAUGUUGAUGGCAACAGUACGAUUCAGGAGAUUUUGAUCCCGGCAUCCAAAGUGGGUCUAGUCAUCGGCAAAGGAGGUGAAACAAUAAAACAGUUGCAGGAGCGAACAGGUGUGAAAAUGAUUAUGAUCCAAGAUGGUCCCUUGCCUACUGGAGCAGAUAAACCUCUACGUAUUACUGGAGAUGCAUUUAAAGUACAGCAAGCGAGGGAAAUGGUACUGGAGAUCAUCCGAGAGAAAGAUCAGGCAGACUUCCGAGGCGUACGCAAUGAUUUCAGUUCUAGAAUGGGAGGAGGCAGCAUAGAGGUCUCUGUGCCCAGGUUUGCUGUUGGAAUUGUGAUAGGAAGAAAUGGAGAAAUGAUCAAAAAGAUUCAGAAUGAUGCUGGAGUUAGGAUUCAAUUUAAACCAGAUGAUGGGAUUAGUUCGGAAAGAGUCGCACAGGUCAUGGGGCUUCCCGAUAGGUGUCAACACGCAGCGCACAUCAUCAGUGAGCUCAUUCUCACGGCACAGGAACGAGAUGGCUUUGGAAGCUUGGCUGUGGCCCGCGGAAGAGGUCGUGGCCGUGGGGACUGGAGCGUUGGAACGCCUGGGGGCAUGCAGGAAAUAACCUACACAGUGCCAGCCGAUAAGUGUGGCCUCGUUAUAGGCAAAGGUGGUGAGAAUAUCAAGAGCAUAAAUCAGCAGUCGGGAGCCCACGUGGAGCUCCAGAGAAACCCACCUCCCAACACAGACCCUGGUGUACGAAUAUUCACAAUCAGAGGAGUUCCCCAGCAAAUUGAACUCGCUAGGCAUCUCAUAGACGAGAAAGUUGGCGGUACCAGCAUGGGUGGACCUGGAGGAUUUGGUCAAAGUCCGUUCAGCCAAGCACCCGCUACACCUCAUCAAAAUGGUCCUCAGGCGUUCAUGACGCAGGGUUGGGGCAGUACCUACCAGACGUGGCAGCAGCCCGGACAGCAAGUCCCAAGUAAAGCUGGCCGAGCUGUUCUCAGAGCUGGCUUCCAAGGGACGGGCUCGGGAGUGCCCUCCUCGCAGGAGGAGUGGCAGACCCCCACCCCCUACACAU
Apaloderma vittatum (bar-tailed trogon) is the source of this 1495-nucleotide messenger RNA. RefSeq names its product far upstream element (FUSE) binding protein 3 (gene FUBP3). The transcript is spliced from 16 exons. Gene Ontology annotation, molecular function: mRNA binding. Gene Ontology annotation, cellular component: cytoplasm; nucleus. The record is from RefSeq and is a predicted model, not a curated record. Lineage: Eukaryota; Metazoa; Chordata; Aves; Trogoniformes; Trogonidae. Gene Ontology annotation, biological process: regulation of gene expression. The annotation marks the transcript as partial.